Messenger RNA from Helobdella robusta, 303 nucleotides. RefSeq lists its product as hypothetical. The transcript has a single exon. Bases 1 to 303 code for a protein of 100 amino acids. The record is from RefSeq and is a predicted model, not a curated record. Lineage: Eukaryota; Metazoa; Annelida; Clitellata; Rhynchobdellida; Glossiphoniidae.
AUGCCAGCGUUAGAAGAACUCGAUACGAAGAAUCUGAGAAAGAAACUACGAAAACGUAACCUUGAAUCGAAGGCAGUUUUGACGAACAGCCUAAAGGACGCUCUGGUAAUUGAAGGUAACGAACUAGAUGACUUUGACUUUCCGGAUUUUAUGGAAAAACCGAAACAGCAGUAUACCAAAUUAAAAGCCGAUUGUAAUAGAAGAUUUGAUCAACAGGCAGAAAAACUAAACGAGAUUGACCGGGAACUUAACGAUAAGAUCGACCAGCAAUCAAAAGAUAUCAGAACUAAACGACAGAUUUGA